Euleptes europaea (tarantolino) is the source of this 1466-nucleotide messenger RNA. Its product is annotated as bone morphogenetic protein 8B-like. Gene Ontology annotation, cellular component: extracellular region. The record is from RefSeq and is a predicted model, not a curated record. Lineage: Eukaryota; Metazoa; Chordata; Lepidosauria; Squamata; Sphaerodactylidae. Gene Ontology annotation, biological process: SMAD protein signal transduction. Gene Ontology annotation, molecular function: growth factor activity; cytokine activity.
AUGCUUCGGGGCGGGGCCCUUCGUCGGAGGCCGUCGGGGCCCACUGGCCACCGGGCCAGCUGGCACCCUGGCCUCUGCACAUGCUCGGCGGCGCGAAGAAAGGGCCGAGCCCCGCCCGUCGCCGCCCCGCGCGCACGUGCUCCCGCCUGCCCCCCCCCCCCCGCGCCUCUUAAAGGGCCGCCCCGACGGCGGCGGCGCGCCGGGCGCGAUGCGGCUGCCGCCGCUGCUCUUCUGGCUGCCGCCGCUGCUGCUGCUGCUGGCGGCGGGGGAGCGCCCGGCGGCCGGCCGCCUGCCUCCUGCCCGCGCCAGCCGCCCCCCCGACGGCUGAGCGGCCGCGAGCGGCGGGAGAUGCAGCGGGAGAUCCUGGCCCUGCUGGGCUUGCCCGGCAGGUCCGGCGGCCGCCCCCCUCCGCCGCCGCCCCCCUCCGCCGCCCCCCUCUUCAUGCUGGACUUGUACCGGGCCGUGGCCAGCCACGACGAGGACGACGGCCCCGCCUGGCCGCCCCGCCGGAGGGCGCUCGACGGCGCCGACACCGUCAUGAGCUUCGUCAACGUGGUUGAACUGGACAGAGAUAUCUUCUAUCAAAAGCCAUACUGGAAGGAGUUCAGGUUCGACUUAACCCAGAUCCCAACGGGGGAGUCUGUAAUGGCAGCUGAGUUCCGCAUUUACAAGAUGCAGAGUGUCAUUCGCCACGUCAAUCAGACCCUACACAUCAGCAUUUAUGAGAUUGUCCAAGAUCACCCCAACAGAGAAUCGGAGUUAUUCCUUUUGGAUCUUCAGGAUUUUCCGGCUGGGACGGAGGGCUGGCUGGCUUUUGAUGUCGCAGCUGCCAGUAAUCAUUGGUUGUUAGACCGCAAAUACAACCUGGCCUUGAGACUUUACGUUGAAAAGGACGAUGGGCAGAGCGUCGAUCCUGGAUUAGCAGGCCUCUUGGGUCGCCACGGGCCACGCUCCAAGCAGCCCUUCGUGGUGACGUUCUUCCGGGCAAGCCAAAGCCAAGCCAGGGUCCCCCGAGGUGUUAGGCAGCUGAGGAAGAAGCAGCACAAGAAGAUGAACAGCUUCCCAUAUGCGAACAGACUUCCGGGAUCGUUCGAUGACGUUCAUCCUUCUGAAGGGAAGCACGUGUGCAGGAGAGAAGAGUUGUACGUCAGCUUUCAAGACCUUGGAUGGCUGAACUGGGUGAUCGCCCCCCAAGGCUACUCAGCCUUCUACUGCCAAGGAGACUGUGCUUUCCCUCUGGAUUCCUGCAUGAACGCCACCAACCACGCCAUCCUCCAGUCCUUGGUCCACCUGAUGAAGCCGGAUGCUGUCCCCAAGGCUUGCUGCGCCCCCACCAAACUCAGCGCCACCUCCGUACUCUAUUAUGACAGCAACAACAACGUCAUCCUCAAGAAACACCGCAACAUGGUGGUGAAGACCUGUGGCUGCCUCUGAUGCCCUGGGAGACCCUAGGGUUGCCAACCUCC